This is a messenger RNA of Dreissena polymorpha, 6445 nucleotides long. Its product is annotated as von Willebrand factor A domain-containing protein 3B-like. NCBI's taxonomy places the organism in Eukaryota, Metazoa, Mollusca, Bivalvia, Myida, Dreissenidae. Bases 179 to 6445 code for a protein of 2088 amino acids. The transcript has 41 exons. The record is from RefSeq and is a predicted model, not a curated record.
CAACGAUGUAAACAAGAUGGCGGAAAGACACAGGUGCGACAUACAGAUUGAUUAAGAUGCCAUUUUUAUACAUAUUUUGUUAAAGUGCCAGCCCUCCAACUCAACAUAGGUACUAAUCCAAGUGGCCCGCAAUCAAAGGAACAUUUCACAGUGCAGUUUGAUUAACAAAGGUUAAUCAAUGUCAAGCUCAGUAACCAUGGAAACUGUAAUGGCGGUGGACCAUUACAAGAAAAUGGCAUAUUCAGACAAGAUCUCGUUUGACAUAAACACGCGAAUGUUGAAUGAGACUCCGUCCUCAGUGAUUGUGAAGUGCGAGGAGGACUACAACCCAGAGAUCAGCAUUAAGAAAACACCCAGCCAGGAAUGGGAGCUGGAUGUAAGGCCUCUCAUAUCCACCAAGAAAUGGCUCCAGAAUUAUGGCCUUCAAAAGAACAAGUUGUCCUUCUCUCAGAUUCUCCCAGUCAUUGGAUUUAAAAUGAGUGAUGAUUAUGACACAAGCCUGAAGCGGCCAGUUGCAUCGCGGUAUGCGGAAGGGCUGUUCCAGCAGCUGAUGAGACCUGAUGGAAAAAUGUUCAACGUAACUUGUGGUCGAGACAAGCUACGUCAGCUAGAGUCACGUCUGAAGCAAGCCCUGCACCUGUACAAGCGGCGUCUGGAGUGGCUCACGACAGAGAGCCGGCGCGUGUUUGGCGUCAUUGAGGAGCGCGCUGUCACCAUUGUCCUUGACAUUCGCAACAUGUCACCCCAGCAGUUUGACCUUUACCGCAUGGCCCUGGAGCGUGUUAUAUAUGAGCAGAUCACUCAGAUUGCCAAGUUCAACUUGAUCAGGUCAUCCGAUGAAAUUACGAUGUACCAGGAGCACUGCGUGCCGGUGACUCAUGACACUAUAGAGGGCGCUAUCAAGUGGCUGUGGGACCUUGACCGCCUCUCGUCCGUGUCCAGCACUGCUUGCGUGGAGGCCAUGCUUCGGGCCCUGGAGGAUAGACAGAAUGAGGCAGUAUACUUGUAUACAGAAGGGUCAUCAUCUGACAUGUGCAGACAGCUGUUAAAGGAAAAGGUGUGUGCAGUACAGAAGAAGCCACCAGUAAAUGUUGUGUCAUACAACUGUGAGAAUUCCGAUACUGUGAGAUUCCUGCGAGAAUUUGCAUCAGCUGCAAGUGGGAAGUGCCAUGUGUAUGCUGUGAUCAUGGAGAUGGACUCCUUCGAGGGACUCCCCGUUGAUCCACGCACCAACAAGGCCAACAUCAUGCUCAAGAAGAAGACGUUUGGGGGGAUCCCACCUGGUGCAGGGGUGCGGGAGGACGUGAUUGUUCUGUUCCAGGAAAUGGAGGAGGCUCGUAACAAUCUUCUGCAGAUCCAGAAGCUGAUCAGUAUCACACCAGAGCCCAAUAUAGUGCUUGAGUCCGAGUUGGCACCUCAGGUGGACAUGGGUAAGGUCAACGAGCAGUACAUGAGCUCACGUCACUGGCUUGACAAGUAUGGGCUGGCUGCACGCAAGCUCGAGCUUUAUGACGCCCUCAGCUCGGUUGCCUUCCACCACAGGGAUGGGGUGGUGGACUUUCAGAAGCAACCUGGCAACGACUUUCAGACAGACGCUGUUCGGUUCAGGAAGCUGGUGAAUGCAAAGUACUGUGACAGGUUCCCCGUUGUGCGCUGGAAGGACGGCAAGGUUGUGCAUGUUCAGGUCACCCCGGAGCUCCACCGCACGUACGAGCAGAAGGUGCUCACAGCGCUCCGGGCCGUACAAAACCGCAUCGACUGGCUGAACCAGGGCAGCCGCGCGCUGUUUGGGACGCUCAUUGAAGAGCAGCUGUAUAUUCUUAUCGAUACCUCUGAGUCGAUGGUGCCCAGUAUUCAGUAUGUCAAGGACAAGCUGUUUCUUCUCAUGCAGGAACAGCUGCGUCACAAGAUGCGGUUCAACCUGGUGGCAUUCAACUCGAAGGCUCAGGUCUGGCAGAACCGCCUGGUGGAGGUGACGGAGACAAGCCUGGAGGGGGCGUGGCGCUGGAUCCAGGGACUCACGUGCUGGGGGUCCACCAACACGUACGCCGCGCUACAACACGCCUUGGGUGACCCCGGCACGCAGGCCAUAUACCUGCUCACUGAUGGGCGCCCUGACCAGCCACCAAAGUCGAUCGUCGCCCAGGUGCAGAUGCAGCACAGUAUUCCGGUGCACACGAUCUCGUUCAACUGCAACGACACGGAGGCUAACGUGUUCCUACACGACCUUGCUGUGGCCACUGGAGGGCGCUACCACUACUUCUCUGAGAAAGGGAUGGACGUGGAGGGCCAGCCUGAGUCAUUUGAGAGUGAAGACAUCCGUCUGCUGAAGGAGGAGCUACGCAGCGGCCUUGAGAACCUGGACAAGGUUGCUGAGCUGAGGGACGAGUGCUCCAAGCUGUCGUGGAAGAAGGAGAUAGAUGAGAUGAAAAAGUGCACCAGGAGUCACCCAAUGCCUGGUAAAGACAGAGUGUCAGCAGUUCCAGCCAUGGAGCCUCAGGAUCUGUACCGCUCCAACUCACCCACCCCUCCACCCCGCCCAGGCAGUGCCCCACCCCCUGACCGAGCUUACACCCCCACCCCUCCUCCUCCCAGGGUGACCACGUCUGUGGAGGAAAGAUCGUUCACACAUGCCAAGCGCCGUCACUCUCGAACCAGACCUAGUAGUGCCAGCAGGUCCCAUGGGAAAGGACCAGUGGUACCGCUGGCAGCAGGUCACACCCGUACCAGUUUGCUACGAACCUUGAACAGUCAAGGUCACUUCAACGCUAAUGAAUGGUUGCUCCCAGAGACUCGUCAGUUGUUUGAGAAACAGGCGUCUCGCCAAAAGAGGCUUGCUCAAGGUCAAGAAUGUAUUCAACAUUCCUAUUCUGAUUCUGAAAAUGUGGAGGAAAGGGAGAUCCGUGCUUCACGAAGGCGUUCUAGGAGGUUCACAAAGGUGCAAAAUGUGUCCACAAAGGAAUGGCUGAAGAAGAACUCUCUGAUUGCUCGCAAGAUGACCCUCCUUGAUGCGCUGGCUCCGACCAUCAUCAAACAGAAAUCCAAAUACGUACGCAUACUGGACAAGCAUGUCGUGGCCAAGGUGUUUGAUGAGGUGCUGCCAUUGGCCUAUGUGUCCAAUCGUCCCAGGCAGCCACUGAAGCUGAUAAACCCCAACGGGGUCAACCUGAAAGCUUACCAGGAGAAACUUGGGGCCACCAUAGCCAUGUAUAGAAGGAGACUGGACUCCCUGGUGUGGCAGGCUGUACCCCAGGAUGUACGCGACAAAGAGUUUGGUGAAAUAGAUGGCCCUGUGUCUUUCCGCGACAACCGUGCAUGGUUUAUACAGUACCUUUCUGAAGCUAAUUGGCCAAUCAAAGAGCAAGACAUCCUUCUUUUGGAAGAUGAGAUUGCCAAAGGUGAACGCUUCCUGCAGCAGUCAGAAGAUCUAUUGGACGCCAACAAUGACAACAACUCGGACAAUGAAUUGAGCAUUUAUUCCGACAAAGAGAGCAGGGCGUCCGGUCUUUCAGCUAGGUCUAAAGAACUGUCCAAAUCCAAAGAAUCAGUUGCGUCAUCUUCUACGUCAUCGUCUGCUUCUUCAUCAUCAUCAAGCGAUUCGAAACGCUCGAAGGAUUCAAAGCGAUCGAAGAGUUCCAAAGGGUCUUCUGUCGGAGGGUUGCUGGCCAUGCAGGAAAUCCCAAGCACUCAGACAAGGCCCCAAAGCAAGUAUAGCAGCCAAAGGCAGGCUACCCAGGUUGUAAAAGUGGAAGAUGAGUUUUGUCCUUGUGGAUAUUUUAAGUUCGGAUCUAGUAAAACAGUAAGCAAAGUUGAGGCAGACAAAAUGACAUCAACACCAAAAUUUCGUCAUAAAAUUCGGAAUGUAUCGCUUAGAAACUGUGAGGGCAAAGAGUUGGAUGUACAUAAGGGUUCCUUUAACAUCACUGUGGAAAGGUCCCCAAGGGCACCGGAAUAUGAAGUGCAUUAUGUGAAAACGAAAAAUGACAAACAAGUUUUGGUGAGAAAGAAGAAGAAAUCCUUCAUAGAGAAGCACAGGGCAAAUGAAUCAAAACCUUUGAGAAAUCAGAAGCGUGAUGGAGAAGUGACCUUGUCAGAGGAUGAAAGUCUAGUUCAGUCUGACACAACCCAGGGUGACACUGACCUUGACCCCAGCAUGAUAGGGCUGCGGGUGAUAGCCUGCAACAAGAACGAUGGGCUCUAUUAUCCAGGGUAUGUUACAAAAACGCCUGAUAUGGCGUAUGCGAUGGUUUCGUUCAACAAGGCCACCAAGCAGAAGGUCCGCACCCAGAUGAUCAUACCCAUGGGUGGGGCCAUACCAACACCUGAACUCAGGGUGGGUGACUUUGUGCUUGUCCUGGUGAAUAACCAGCUGCGGAACAGGGCUUGUUACGUGCCAGGCAUUGUGGAGGCAGUGCCAAGAGACUUUUCUAGAAACCCAAGGUUUUACACCAUCCUGCUCUAUAAUGGACAGAGAGACACAAGCAUGCGACGUUACCUGGUGAAGAUUGGUAGAGGUCGUUUUGAGAUGGCUGUCAAAUAUAUAGCUCAUUGUCAGCACCAGAGACAACUGAGGAAUGAAGCCAAAGGCUCGCAUACAAACUCAGAAAAGUCCACCCCACGGAGCCAGACUGAUGACACUGACAGUUCGGACCCAUCUGAAAGGGGGCGCCGCAAGAAAAAGAAGAUAUCGCAAAAACUGAUGGAAAAGAAAGACAGACGCAGGAAAGGUUCAGUGGAAAGUCACUCCCGGAGGUCGGAGGGCGAUGCAAGUUCAAGGUCAUCUAGGUCAGGGUCGAGCUCUAGGAAGGGUGCAAAAUCUAGGAUGAACAAUGGAAGAUCAUCUCAGUCAAGCUCUUCUUCAAGAUCUAGGUCUACUGAUAGCAGAUCAGCCUCCAGUUCAAAAUCUAAUAAAAGAUCUAAUUCAAGAUCUAAUACAAGAUCUAAUUCAAGAUCUAAUACAAGAUCUAAUUCAAGAUCUAGUUCAUAUUCAAGAACUAGGUCAAACUCAUCUCAAAGGUUGCAUUCAGAUUCAAGGUCAAGGUCAAGAUCUAAUUCACAUUCAAGAUCUUUAUCAAAUUCACCGCCAAGGUCAAGGGAAAAGGAUAAUGAAGGAAAAACAUCCAAAUCACAAUCAAAGUCCAGGAAAGUUGAAAGAUCAGAAGGCAGAAAGUCAAGGUCAAGGUCUAGGUCACAGAGGUUGAGGUCAAGGUCAUCCUCAGCUUCUACAUUGCGCACACAGGGAAAGGAACCCAAACAAUGCUCUAUUCACCGGCGUAUAAGUUCAGGAUCCAGUUCAGAGAGUUCAAGAGGCAGUUCUACUCCACGUGGAAAGUCCCCGUACAAUCGCCCUGAGACCCCUGUACCCAAGCCACGCCCUCAAUCUCGUGAAUCAGACACAGCUUCUGAGCGCACUGAUUCCCACAUGAGCAAGGACUCGCGCCACGUGCGGCACGUGCAGGCUGAUGAGAAGGACGAGGUGAUACAGCAACUGCAGGCGCAGAUCGAGAAACAGAAACGCAAGCAGCUCAGACAACAACAGCGACUGGUUCGACAGGCUAGGAAGAUCAACAGAAUAUCACAGAAACUGAAAGAAAGUGACAUGUCAGGCAAUGACUCAAAAAUGUCAAACCAUUCUGCGAACAGAAUCACCCCUGAUCUUGACAUAGGAAAGCCAGUCAGACAAGAAUUUACCAGAGGUCUCAAGCCCGUUCCCGAGGUGCAAGCAAACGAGGAGGUUCUGGCGCGGUGGACGGACGACGGCUGGUUCUACCGGGGGCGGGUCGUCUCCGAGGAGUGGGGAGCCCGGUACAGGGUGGUGGACGCCACAGGCUACAUGGAGGACAUUGACAGGACCGACAUACUCACUGACAGCCAGCAGAUAUUUGAUGUCAUACAGCCGCAGGAUUUCGUGGUAGCCAUACACCCUAAGUAUGAGUUUAGUUACGCCCCGGGGGAAGUGCUGAACCUCCAUGGUGGCAGCGUUAUCGAGGUGGAAUUCUACGAUGGCAACAUUGACAGCGUCCCGUCGAGCGACGUAUACAAGAUCAGCAAGGCAAAGUACGAGGAAACCGUGGAAUACAUUAAAUUUAAGGAAAAGCAACUUGUUGGCAAGUCCGUGGUGGCCAGAGACGAUACCACUGGAAUAUAUAAAUUAGGAAUCGUGGACUCGAGAGUUGGUCUCGGUCAGCAAUACUACGUCAAGUGGCUGGACGGCGAUAUGAGUAAGCAGAACACCCACCACAUCUUUGAAGUUGGGCUACGACAGAUCAAGCACGACACCUGUCUAUAUGUGCUUGCCCCAAUCGACCAUCGACACAAGUCGUUCCUUCCCGCUAAGGUUAUAUCGCAAUCGCCGCUUCGUGUAGAGCUAUGCGAUGGUCAUAUACCGACUGCAGCCUUCUCCUGUGCCAACCAUUCCCAGAUUCCAUUCUUCAAACUUCCCUGA